This is a messenger RNA of Nymphaea colorata (pocket water lily), 2012 nucleotides long. RefSeq lists its product as uncharacterized. The coding region runs from base 372 to 1763 and encodes 463 amino acids. The record is from RefSeq and is a predicted model, not a curated record. The transcript has a single exon. Lineage: Eukaryota; Viridiplantae; Streptophyta; Magnoliopsida; Nymphaeales; Nymphaeaceae.
ACCUUGAAACUCGUCGCCAUCGCCCCUUCCAUCACGCCCAUCAAAACAAUGGUGAUAAGAUAAUAGUGAAAGCCCGUAAUAAAAUAAAGGUUUUCUACUUUCUGUCAAGACUCAAGAGGGGUGGGGCUUUAUGGUUCCACUCCGGAGGUACUGUCUCACUGCGACGGACUCCCCAUCAGUCCACCACCAAAGCCGCCUGUGAACUCAAGAGAAACCCUCUUCUUCUUCUUCUUCUUCUUCUACUUCCUCUCUCUCUCUUUGCAGCAGCCGAAUACCUUACAGAGGAGGAGGUACAGAGGAGGUGAGGAGCAAGAUCUCUCUCUCUCUCUCUCUCUCUUUCUGUGGUUUGACUGGUAGAGGAUAGUGGGAGGAUGGGGGAUAAAGAUGUGGACGAUGGCCUAGAUGGUAUGCAGUGCAACAGCCAUCCUUUCACCAACAAGGGAGGGAUCUGCGCUUUUUGUCUUCAAGAGAAACUGGGCAAGCUCAUCUCCUCCUCAACUCUCAGCUUUGAUGCCAAGAUCAAUAACCACCGCCAUAUUCCCUCGGAACCGUCUCCCUCCCACCAGCAUCACUCCUCUUCCUCCUCCCCUUCCUUCACCAUCGAAGCCGGAACGGCAUCGGCCCUGGCUCCACCGCCGUUGCCGUCGAUGCCACGCCUCAAGCAACUCGCAUCCUCCUCCUCUGCCGCCUCCGCUGCUGUUUAUAGUAAGAAGCUGCCCGCGGCUGCCCCUUCUCGUCCGAGCCAUUACCAUCUUCAUCGCGAGCAAACCACCUUCGCCUCCUCGUUGGACAAGAAGGUGGGAGGCGCCGCUUCCUCUUCCACCACCGCGGCCGCUUCCUCCUCCUCCUCCUCCUCCACGGGCGCUAUCCUGACCUUGAACCGGAGCAGAUCUGUUGCUCCCAGGCGAGCCCUUGAUAGCUCAUCCUGUGAGGCGGAGAACAGCCCCAGGAGGAGGAGCUUCUGGUCCUUCCUCUCUUUCGCCAGGAAAAGAGGGAGGGAUCGAGGAAGCAGAAGACGGUGGGACGACAAAAGCGUGGGCUUCGAAGUGGAGGAAGAGGAGGACGUGGAAGGAGGCGCGGCCACUCGGAGAAAGGGUGCCGAUGAUGCGCUCUUUCAUCAACAGCAGAGCGAGAAGAAGGCAUGCGGCAUCGGCGGGUUUGAGAAGGAAAGUGAGAGCCCCAACAGCAGCGGCUCCGCGUCGUAUUUCGGACGGAAGGUAGCGAGGUCUAGAUCCGUCGGUUGCGGUAGCAGGAGCUUCUCGGGGGAUUUCUUGGAGAGGAUCUCCAAUGGCUUUGUGGACUGCACCCUGAGAAGAGUAGAAUCUCACAGAGAAGCCAAGGCCAAUAGUAAGAUCGUUUUGCACGGGACAUCGGCGGCAGCAGCGGCUGCGGCCGGUGGAAUCAAGGAGAGCGUCAAAUGUGGUGGUCUCUUUGGUGGAUUUGGCAUUUACUCUGCUUCCUCCUCCUCCUAUUGGCUUUCCGAAGAUCUCAGAGAUCGGAAUAGCGGUAGGCUUUCUUCUGGAUCGGGCGCACCUCAUGGCAGGACUAACAAGGGCUGGGGUUGGGCGUUUGCAAGCCCCAUGAGAGCUUUCCGGCCGUCGAGACACCCUGCCACAGAAAAGGACGGAGAAGAAGGCCGCGCCAACAAUGAUCCCCGCAGCAAUGGCAGCGGCAGCAGCAACAAUGACAACAGCAGGGCUCCCGUGCCUUCGAUCGUCACCGAGUCUGUUCCCCCUCCGGUGGUUCUUGUAGGAGGCUAUUGAUUUUCAUCUCCACCGUGAGCAGGUCUGGCUGAUCUCCUUCGAUUUCGAAUUCUUAAAGUUGGUGGUUUAAGUUAGACGUUCCGUUCGAUUGCCUCUGUUCUUUUUCUUUUUCUUACUUUUGAGCUUUUUUCUUACCUUUUCGUUUCCCCUGAACUAGAUUUCAUUCUUUUUGCUGUAACUAUCAUCUACCGUGAACCUAUAUGAUUGAUUCAUCAAGAAGGGGGCCUUUUUGUGUUUUGACCAUGCCCA